AUGACCUCUAUAAACCAUAAUAAUAACUUGUGCCUUGUCACCCUUCACGUCCCUUCCUCCACCUCUUGCAACUGCCCUGACCAUGUGCCGCCUAGGGAGCCUGGCAAGAAAUUUGGUAAAAUUUUGAACCUCAAAAAUACCUCAAAUAAUAACCCUACUAACAUCCUUAAUAACCUCUGUACUGGCCUCGAAACAUUCCUCGGCUUCAACAAAGACUCCAAAGGCUACGACGGCAGUGGCAUUGUGUACUCUGACUUGGAUAGGCUGUGUGACGGGGUGAUGGGAUUUUUGAGUGGUGUGCUUGAUGCGGUGAAAAACGAAAAUGAAGUGAUAACUUAUGAUCAAUACAUCAGUGGAGACAAUAAUAGACUCAAAAAAGUACUUGACACCUUAACUAAAAAUAUUGGCUCCGGGCGUGCUGGGCUUGCGGAGUCUGUCCGCGCGGUGAAGGGGUGGUUGGAGGGGUAUGAGAGGGAGGUGAACAAUAAAAUUACUGCAGUUACAGAGCCCAUUGAGAUAAUGAAAAAUCUCGUUGAACACGAUAAAAAUGAAAUUAAAAUAGAAAAAGACAAGAACCUUAUUACGCAGGUUGAAGAGUGGACUAAGAGAGCCAAGCAGUAUGUUAGUCUUGCUGACAAGGCCAAAAAGGCUUUAAAAGAUAUUGAUCCUACGCUAUCAGGUAAGUUAAAUAAUAACAUUUCAUUGCUGGUUCAGGCCACGGGAACGUUCAAGGCGGCGGCGGAGAAUGGAGACCUGAAGGACGUGUAUGAAGAGGCGGGGAAGCAGAUUUACAAGGUAGUAAAGUAUGCCGAGACGGAAUUCGGAAACACUAAAAAAUUGCUACUGAAUUAUUUGAACGAGCAUAUUACUGCUUUACAUGAUAAAUUAGUCUGCUUGCAACGUGCUCAAUUUGAUGAUCUAUUUACGUCUGUGAACAAUGAUCUCCUGGGUGCAUAUGACAAGGUGAGUGAUGGUAUAAAGGAUCUUGAACAUAAAUACAGAAUUAGUAUUUUUGAUGAGGUUCAUGCGCUUCAAAGUAGUUCACAUAGUUUUAAGUUGUCUUUUGAAACGGCUCAGCGAGCACUUAGCCAUGUGAUCAUCGAAAUAAAAGGGGACAUGGAAAAGUUCAGGGACCUGAAAGAGGUUAACAACAUAGAUGUUAGUCUACGGACUCGUGUGAAGUUGUUAAACAACCUACAAAAUGACCCCUUUAAAUCCCUUCGAGAUUAUUUCGAGCAGCUUGAAUCACCUACAACGCUUUUAGCUCUAGCUUUGGCAGAAAUCGGAAAAGGUAUGGAUACAAUUAGUUCGUUUACGAAAAAGUACGAAAUGGGCAAAGCAAUAAAACACGCCGCGACGGCACUGAAGGAGCUAAAAAGCUGCAUUGAAGGUGAAGGCGAUACACAGUUGCCGAACACCAAUUCCAUUACCAUAGGUGGAGAGAUGAUUACUGUUGGCGGUGCAGAUAACCUGAGGGAUACUCUACGAUCUCACAUGUCGAACAUCUCCAAUGUGCUGCAGAAAAUUGAGACAUCGCCUACGAACGUAAAUAUCGGUGACACAACUGCUAUUUUUUCCGAUCUAUCAUCCGUUGCCGAAGCUUUAUCAUCGCAUUCCAAAGAAAUUGUUGAUGCAGUAAUGAAAAAAAUUACCACUCAAGUUACGGAAGACAUUCAAACCGUUGCAACUUAUAUACAUCAGAAAAUGGAAAAAAUGGCUAAUGCUAUAGAUUUCACAACGGAAGGUAAAACAGACUACGGUACAUAUGGCGGCGGUGCCCAGCAUGCAGCCGGCCUCAAGAAGUUGGUGAAUGAAUUUCAGAAUGCGAUUAAUCAAAAACUUAUCGAACUUCAUGGGAAUGUCGGAAAAAAUGAAGAGCACGAAGGCAGCGUGUACAAGGAUUUGGUUGUGUUGAGAAAAAAUAUCACAGCACUUGCUACACAAGUGGAUGUAGUCAAGGAAAAUGUCAGAGCAGUUGCGGCAGAACUCAGCGGAUGUAUCAGGAAAUCAACACGGCUUGUUAAUCAUGCACCUAGAAUAGCAGGAGAUAUGAUGAAUAAAUUGCAAACAGUAAUCUGCGGCGAUAUUAAUAAGGGGUUUCAAAGCGUCCAACAGAAGGCAAAAACGUUGUUCACCGAAACCAAGCAAAACCUUACUGCAGCCUUACAAAAAAUAGUUAACAAGCAAAUUAAAAAUGUUACUGAGAUUGUUUACCAAGAUAGCAUCUCUGGAAUGAAAAGUUUCUGCAGAAGGUUAAAAACGUAUUUCGUCAAUGAAAUUGCAAGCUUAUAUCCACAUCCAUACACGCCGCAUGAACAGACACCGAAAUCUCUUCAAGAUUUCUCUAAGCACCUCACGUCAUUCUAUCAUCUAUUUUUACGCGAAGUUAACCAUUCAUCGUUUGACGAAAAACUGGACCCAGUGUCCACCAAAUUGGAGACUCUUCUUAAACGCAUUAGCGACUCCAAACAUUUCGAUUAUCUCGUCUCACAUAAGUAUAAUGACCUCCAAAACGCCCUCGACAACUUCGCUCCCAAAAAAUUUUCGACCCCUUGUUCCCCCCUCCUCGCCCCCCUCAAGCGCGGCCUCUCCAACUUCGCGCAACAACUCGGCCACGCGUACGUGAACAGGUACUCGGGUAAACAAUUUGAGGGUGAAUUGUUGAAGGAAGUUAAGUCUACUACUCCUGAUAAACCUGUUUCUGCCCCUAAACAACCAUCCGAAAAAAUUUACGUUUUAACCCCUGAGGGCCGCAACUGCGCCAAGGUCUGCCUGACGAUAGUGGAGAUGGUGUAUCACAAUCUCGACCGAUUAAGAGUUGAAUGUAACGGUCUUACUAAACAUCAAAUUAACAAAUCCACAGACAUAGGUAGACUGUUUUCUGAGCUAGGAUUCAAAGUUUCUGAAAAAGGUGAACAAAACGGUGAAUUGCAUGACGACAAGAAUAAGAUAGGUGACUACGUAUUUAAGAGGAUUAUGUGGCCGAUUAAAAAAGCCGUGGAUAUCGAACACCUUCAUAAUUGUGAAUCGAGAAAGCCGAAUAGAUAUGACAACUUCCACAUCUUCGACAUACUGCGGUGUAUAUACAGUCACUUUGAGCAGUACAACGAAGUCUGCCACAUUGCUACUUCCUCAGCUAGGAGGCAGCCGUGCAGCGUCUAUGAAAUGCUUAUAUGGCUCACUGGUCUUCCAUACGCUUCUGUAUACGGCACAAUGCGUGACAUAACUUUGUCGGAGUUUUUUGAAGACUCAACUAAACAGGUUGCUGCAGAAAUAGAGGGUAUUGAGAUGACACUCACGGACAUUGGUGCCGUACCCAUACAAGCUUGUCCACGUGACAUAACGUAUAGCAAAGUAACGAAAGCAAUCACCCAUAUCUGCGCGAAAGCAUAUGAUGUUCUCGCAUCCAUAGCAGGUCACGGCGACGAAUACACGCUGUACGCCAGUGACUAUUGCAACAACUCUCUAGGUCUCAAAUAUCCUAGUUCUGGUCAGGAUUGUCUUGAUAUGCUCCUAGAUGUACUACGGAGAUGCUUGCCAGCACUCCGAUACAUCUUCCAGCGAUGCAACGUAACCGCUGAGCACCACGGCUGGCGCAAUUGUGAGUACGGCAAGGAUGUGCCGACAGCCAAAUCGCAUUGUAGCAACAAAGCAACGAGCCAACCAAACAGCCAACCAAAGAGCGAAGCAAAGUGCCAACCAACUUCCCCGCUGAUGAGCUAUCUUAACGACUGCCUGCCUGGUCACUUACCGCAUAAUGUCAGCUCCAUAGGGUGCAGAUCGGUAUGCAGCAACUGUCCCUCCGCUGCGAAGCUUGGUAUGCCGUGUCUGACGCCCAUGGGAUUCCGCGGUUUCUCUGGCUCAACCAAAAGUGGCGCGGACCUAUGUGAAAUAAUUCGCGAAUUCUUCGGUAGUGGCCUGGUAGCAUCAUUGCUCGGCUUGUCACCGACUCCGCCGAAAACGCUGCCAGAACACUUCGGAUUUGCUUUGUCGCUUGUCAAUGGAUGGGUUAAUAUUACCAAUUUGACGCCCGAGAAACGCAGUGAAUUUAGCUUUCAAUCGUCAUUUGAAUCACGCAUACGUGAUGUCUCUCUUAAGUUAUAUCCCGAUUCCAAUAAGUUAAUAAAAACGUUGAUGAGAGCAUAUGGUUCACAGGCGGUUUUGCAUGAAUAUUGCAAGCAUCCUCAUCUUGUCAAUUUCACUAGCUCAGAUAUAUGUCGUUACGAUGUUGCAGAUGUAGCCUGCGCUCCUUAUCUUCAAUCGCUAUGCUCAGGUUCCUAUGAAUACAUGGCCAUCAAACACUGUGAACUGUACCUCACCUGGGCCAUAUACCUCUCAUGGGAUUUCUGGCGAUUGCUGAACAAUUUGUACAACGACUUCUGCAACAUAUUCUGUGCCGAUUGGGGUUGCCGCGGCUGCUUGAGAGGCGAUACGUGCAAGAAAGGAUCGCAUGGUCGUACUGACGAAAAAACUGGGAACCCACAUUGCCAGUGUCCAUCAAUAGUGGAUUGUAAUGGCGUGUCACCGACGCUGUAUCGAUAUGGAUUCAGUUUCUGUGACGCUGUCAAAUUGAAUGAUAGUAAAUAUAAGAAGAAAUGCUCCGAUUUCUGCAGUCAGUUAAACAAAUUGUUAACUUCACAAUACUUCAAAGACCUCUUCAAAGAAUGCGACAACUUCAUUUGGACAAUCAGAGAACCGUUCACCUAUCUCGUCCUGGCACUCUGGUCACUAUCCCUCUUCUACCUCAUUUGCGUAAUGGUUGGCAGACUGGACGUGCUCCACAUCAGGUCACACCUGAGGAUACCGUCAUCGCAUAAGAUUACAGCGCAGUCAUUGUUGGCAGCAGCGCAAGUCGGAAGGCUUGCCAAGAUAUCGUACCUGCAACCGUAA
Molecule: messenger RNA, 4890 nt
Organism: Babesia bigemina
Lineage: Eukaryota; Apicomplexa; Aconoidasida; Piroplasmida; Babesiidae
Exons: 1
Coding region: 1-4890 (1629 amino acids)
Molecular function (GO): metal ion binding
Source: RefSeq, a predicted model, not a curated record